GCCGCCGCCGGAAGCAUGGGCGCGGGCUGGGAGCUGGGGGCUGCGGCGGGGCGCUCGCUGCUGCUGUGCGCCGCGCUGCUGGUCGCGGGCUGCGCGCUGGGCCUGCGCCUGGGCCGCGGGCGGGCGGCGGCGGACCGCGGCGUGCUCGCCUGGCUGUGCUAUGACGCCCUGGUGCACUUCGCCCUGGAAGGCCCUUUUGUCUACUUGUCUUUCGUAGGAAACAUCGCAGAUUCCGAAGGCUUGAUUGCUUCAUUGUGGAAAGAAUAUGGCAAAGCUGAUGCAAGAUGGCUUUAUUUUGACCCAACCAUUGUGUCUUUGGAAAUUCUGACUGUUGUCUUGGAUGGGUCUCUGGCAUUGGUCCUCAUUUAUGCCAUAGUCAAAGAGAAAUAUUAUCGGCAUUUCCUACAGAUUACCCUGUGCGUGUGUGAAUUAUAUGGCGGGUGGAUGACCUUCUUCCCGGACUGGCUUAUGGGAAGCCCCAACCUCAACACCGACAGUUGGCUCUACUUUGGGGUCUAUCUGGUAUUUUUCAAUAGUGUGUGGGUUCUGAUCCCAGGACUGUUACUGUGUCAGUCAUGGGUAGAACUCAAGAAAAUGUAUUACAAAGGAACCAGUUCAGGGAAAAAGUUUCAGUGACUUUUCAAAAUCACAAACACUGAUUUCUUGCUUUAUAAGCCAGAAUGGAUCAACCCUUCUUGUUUGGCCAAAAUGUAAUGCAUUCCAGUGUAUACUUUCCUUUUAUAGUGUUGUUCCUCAACAGCUUAUUUCAAAUUGAUUGCAAGGUGGCAAGUCUUUGUUUUUGUUUUUGUUUUUGUUUUUCAAUUAAAUGACAAUAUGGGGAACAGAGAGUAAAUUUUAACUUGUAAUAAUAACAUCUUUAAUUAUACACUUUUAUGGCUCUAUUAAUUGUUCCACAUUAUUAAAGCCAAUUAUC
Molecule: messenger RNA, 934 nt
Organism: Lynx canadensis (Canada lynx)
Lineage: Eukaryota; Metazoa; Chordata; Mammalia; Carnivora; Felidae
Gene: EBPL
Product: EBP like
Exons: 4
Coding region: 16-636 (206 amino acids)
Biological process (GO): sterol metabolic process
Cellular component (GO): endoplasmic reticulum; membrane
Molecular function (GO): cholestenol delta-isomerase activity
Source: RefSeq, a predicted model, not a curated record